Moneuplotes crassus is the source of this 705-nucleotide messenger RNA. The record is from the annotation of a GenBank genome assembly. NCBI's taxonomy places the organism in Eukaryota, Ciliophora, Spirotrichea, Euplotida, Euplotidae.
AAUUACUAUAACCCAAAUCCAAAAAUGGACUCCCCUCCCUCCUCACAGCUAUCAGACCCCUCCAGCUCCUUAAUCCCACCCAAAAAACGCCGCUUGCUGCCUCUCAUGAACCCAGACCCUGAAGACCCUCUGUCACGAUAUGUCAGAAUCCUUACUAUCCUGUUCUUCUGCUUUCAGGUAGUGGGAGCAGUAGGGCUAGUAUAUCAGGUUGUGAUAAUGUGAAUAGAUAGUGUUGUGUUUGAGCCAAUGCAUCAUGUGGCGGCGCAAACUUUUUAUUUUUUAACAUCGAUUGCUGCUGUUGUGUUUUUAUUUCUUCCUAACAAAGUUGAAAUUAUGAAAUAUAUGGAAGGAAUAUUUUCAAUUGGAUUUGGUUCAGCCUUAGGAGGUAUGAUUGGAGAAAUGGUAUUUAUGAUAAGAUUUAUAGAAAUAUUAGAUUCUGGUGAACAAACUCGAGUAAUCUUCUACUUUCUCAGUCAUAUUGCCCAGUUUUUCUCAACUUUAACUAUCUUAGUUAUAUUUUUUAUGAGAAAGUGGAUUUAUAAAAGAGGUGAAAUAAGGCAACUAGGCUAUUAUUCUAACAAAGAUGACUCCAACGACAGUAUUGCUCCACCCAGUUACAGUCAGGUUGAUAAUGAAGCAAUCCCAGCCAGCAAUUCCAGCUCAAGCAACUCUGAUCCCUAGACCUGAUUCCUAUAAUUCUCCUAA